This is a messenger RNA of Anopheles stephensi (Asian malaria mosquito), 3309 nucleotides long. It is a transcript of the gene Ars2, whose product is annotated as serrate RNA effector molecule homolog. The coding region runs from base 227 to 3187 and encodes 986 amino acids. Lineage: Eukaryota; Metazoa; Arthropoda; Insecta; Diptera; Culicidae. The transcript has 9 exons. Gene Ontology annotation, molecular function: nucleic acid binding. Gene Ontology annotation, biological process: mRNA processing; primary miRNA processing. The record is from RefSeq and is a predicted model, not a curated record. Gene Ontology annotation, cellular component: nuclear body.
ACAAACGAAAUAGCUGUGCGGAAUCAUAGCUAGUUGUGGCGUGUUUACGUUUGUUUAUUGGUGUCUUGCAACCGUUCUUAUUUGAUCGUUCGAUCAGCUGAAGAUUUUAUGGUGUUGUCCAUUGAUAGCACCGUACAGUAAAGAGCAAUUUCAUCCCGUACAGCAGACAAAACAGGCGGCAUCACAUCGCAUCGCGUUUACCUGCUAGCACCAACCAACACACGAAAUGGGCGAUUCAGAUGACGAAUACGAUCGCAAACGGCGCGACAAGUUCCGUGGAGAACGCAGCGCUGGUGGAGGUGGAGGCGAUAGCUACGGACGCGGAGCCGACCGACCAGAUCGUUCGCGAGCCAGAGAUGAUUGGCCCGAUCGGGUGCGACCACGACAGGAUUACCGUGACUACAGGCCACCGCCAAGAGAUCGUGGCUAUUCUCCUGCGCGCGAAGGACCCACUGUAAAGCGUAUGCGUGGCGACGGUUGGGGUGACGAAGGUCGGCACCGAUUUGGGGGUCAUGACGGGUACGGCAUGUAUGGGUAUGCACAUGAGCAUUUCGGGAUGCAUCCCACGGUCGGACCUUACGGCCAUCAGGCAGCAAGCCACCAGAGAGAGCAAGCCGCAUCAGGCGAUUUGCAAACACAGCCCUGCAUGAUGACGCUGAAACAGUUUCUGGCCACGCAGGACGAUUCUAUCUCCGACUCGGACGCAAUUACCAAGUACAACGAGUACAAGCUUGAAUUCCGCCGUCAGCAGAUGAACGAGUUUUUUGUGGCACACAAGGACGAAGAAUGGUUCAAGAUCAAGUACCACCCCGAAGAAUCGCAAAAACGCAAGGAAGAGCAACUAUCCUUCCUGAAGCAUCGAUGUGAGGUAUUUUUAGAGCUGCUAAACUCUAAAGAUAUCGCCAAAGUGUCGGUCGAUGCGUCGAACAGUGAUGCUCUGCUCCGCCUGCUGGAUACGGUGGUCAUCAAGCUGGAGGGCGGCACAGACGAGGAUCUUAAGGUGCUCGAUGAGAAACCUCCGGCAGCCGAACCGACAGCAACCACCAAAGCGGCAAUAGGGCCACAAAGUGCGGACAAGCUUAAAGCUGAACCGAAGGUAGAUUUACCGUCGAAAGAGGUGGUCGUAAAGAAGGAAGACGAUGGUUCCAAGCAGGAGGCCACAGCAACAGCAGAACGCAGUGGUGGGGGCUCGCAAGCGCACGAAGACACGCCAAGAAAUGGCAAAACAACCGAGCCGCACGAUGAUGAUGAUGAUGACGAUGCUGGAGAGAAUCGCGAUAAGGAACGGUCGGUUGAUCAGAAGACAGCGGCGGCACGUGAUGAUGGUGACGAUGAUGGGGACAGUGAAGAGCAACAGCAGCAGCAGCAGCAGCAGGAGCAGCAGAAAAAUGAAUCGGAAGAUGGUAGAAAGAAGCGCAGCCGUUCCGAUUCCGGCUCAAGCUCGUCGUCCUCAUCGUCCUCCUCCUCCAGCGAUUCGGACGACGAAAAGGAUGAUGCCAAGGAGGAUAAGCAUGAGGAAGAAAAUGUUAAACUGCCGGGAGAGAUAAAAACGGAGAAAGCGGCCACCACCGACCACGGUAAGGAUGGAGAGGAUGGAGACAAGCCUGAGGAUGUGCACAUGGCGGAGGAGGGUGAUAAUGAGGAUAGUGCAGGCAAGCGAAAAGACCGUUCCGAAUCGCAGGAACCCGCGAAGGAUCCGGAUGCGUCCGACGCUGCCGAUGCAGACGGUAACAACGAUAACGACGAGAAGAAGGUGGACAAUGAAAGCGAGGCAAACAAUCAGCAGAAGGCGGAAACGAUCGAUCUGGUUAAAGAUUCUGCAGCCGACAGUAGUGGAUCGCGGGCGCUGCAUCGUACGAGCUCAAUUUUCCUGCGAAAUUUGGCACCGUCCAUCACAAAGGCCGAGGUAGAAGCUAUGUGCCGUCGGUACAACGGAUUCCUGCGGGUGGCGAUCGCGGACCCGCUGCUAGAAAGACGCUGGUUCCGGCGGGGUUGGGUUACUUUCAAGCGUGAAGUAAACAUCAAGGAAAUCUGCUGGAACUUGAACAACAUCCGCCUACGAGACUGCGAGCUCGGUGCGAUCGUGAACAAGGAUCUCAGCCGCCGGGUACGUCCGGUAAAUGGGAUCACCUGCCACAAGACGGUGGUGCGCAGCGACAUAAAGCUUGGCGCCAAGAUAGCCCACAACCUAGACGACAAAUGGGGACUGUGGAAGGAAAGUCCAUCCGCUACCGGUGAUGCGGCCAACAAUGGGGGCGGCCCCACUAAGCCGCAGGAGGAAUCGUUCGGCCUGCAGUCGAAGAAUCCGGUACUGCAAAACAUUACCGACUAUCUGAUCGAGGAGGCGUCGGCCGAAGAGGAGGAACUGCUAGGGUUGACGGAGGACAGCAAGAAGGUGACGGAGGGCGAGCUGAUCGAGCGCGACCCGCAGCUGAUUGAGGUGCUCGAUCGGUUGAUCCUGUAUCUGCGCGUGGUACAUUCGGUGGACUUUUACAAUCACUGCGAAUAUCCGUACGAGGACGAAAUGCCCAACCGGUGUGGAAUUAUUCACGCCCGCGGACCACCCUCCCAGGGCAAGGUGACGGGCAACGAGAUCCAGGAAUAUAUACGCACAUUCGAGGGCAAAAUGGCUUCCUUCCUUACGCGGAUGAUCGAUUUGGACGAGGCCGAGAUGAAAAAGCUCGGUGCAAAGGAUGCCGAGGCGGAGGUGGAGAAGUUCAUCACCGCCAACACUCAGGAGCUCGCGAAGGACAAGUGGUUGUGUCCGUUGUCGGGGAAAAAGUUUAAGGGCCCCGAUUUCGUACGGAAACACAUCUUCAACAAGCACGCCGAGAAGGUGGAGGAAGUGCGCAAGGAGGUGGAAUACUUCAACAACUAUCUGAAAGAUUCCAAGCGACCGCAGCUGCCAGAACAUCCGGGCAACACGAAGAAGACAGGAUCGGAGAGCGCAUCGUCCAUCCCGGCAGCUAGUGCGCCCGGUUCGAGCUAUCGCAGCCAACCAUUCGGAAUGUCGCACAGCUAUGCACCGAUGUAUGCUGCGUAUGCUGCAGCACCCAUGAUGGCCCCAAAUCCCCGCGGAAGGGCAGGAUUUGGCCGAGGAGGAAGAGACACGGCGGUGGACCCUCGGCGACCGAUCAUAGCGUACAGUGACUUAGACAUGCCUAAUUUCAAUGAUAGUUUCUUCUAGUAAAUUCGCGGAUGUGUGUGUGUGUGUACAAUACAAUCUAGCCCCCAGGAUCCGAACACCGAAUAAAAAGCUCCUUCUUUCAAGUCGUCCAUUUUAAAUACAGUCGAAACAUUCAAUCACGA